AUGUCCAAUGUCUUGGUGAUCCUGGAGAGAAAUCUUUCUCAUAUCGACGGCCAAUUUGUUGUCGGCUGCAUGAACGAUGAUGCCCGCGAGACAAAGUGCAAAGUGACUGUCAGGGUGGCGGCGCGGAACUCCGCGACAGAUAACCAAAAAGUGAUGUGUGCGUACGGCAAGGACAGCAACCCGCUGCACCAGCCGAUGACACUGAGCCGCUCACAGAACAGCUUCACGCUGGACAAGAUCCCGGAAAACGACGCGAAGAUGAUGCUCCAGUGUCAGAGAAAGGUGGAGGGCAACACGACUAAGAAGGUCAAAUCAGAUGCACUUGAGUCGAGUGUAUGUAGCGUCGAUGUGACGAUCGAAGGGGCGGGACCGCCCUGGGCUGGUAUGGAAACCGAUCGAACUAUGAUUCAGCGGCUGUCGCGUUGGAUCCACGGCUCCGCCACAGCUGUGCACCGCAACAUACAGCGGAAACCGUCUUCGGCGAUUCGAACGAUUCUGCUGACUGUGGCGCUGAUUGUCGUUGCGGCUGUGUCCUCCCACUACCAGUCGUCCCCUGCGUUUCUGGCUCUCGCGGCACAACAGAAAAGCGGCUGUACGACGGCUGGUGGUAGGACUCGGUGUACAUGUGAAUCGGACGCGGAACCCGUUGACCUAAUCUCAACCUCUAUCUCAGAGGAUGCAAAUGAGUUCGAAAUGCAGUGCAACACUGGAAUGAAGUUUGAGCCACGCGGGCUGAAAAACUCGUUUGCGUGCCCAGCAGGUACGGGGGAACUUGAAGAAUGCAAGUGCGACGAAAAGCCAGACCAACCUCACUGUUUGGAUAUCGAAACGCUGCUCUACGGGGCUCCCAAUUCGCUGCAGCGGACAGACGGUCAAGCUAAAGGGAAAGAAGGACCCUCAAAGGUUCUUAGUAUCCAGAGAGCAAAUUUUCUGUAUCUGGACGAAUAA
Molecule: messenger RNA, 948 nt
Organism: Besnoitia besnoiti
Lineage: Eukaryota; Apicomplexa; Conoidasida; Eucoccidiorida; Sarcocystidae
Product: SAG-related sequence
Exons: 4
Coding region: 1-948 (315 amino acids)
Cellular component (GO): membrane
Source: RefSeq, a predicted model, not a curated record